UAUUUCUAGUGUUAGCCAUGCUAGCUGAACUAAGAUACAAAGGCUUGUUAAAUAUUGCAUGUAUGUUAGCAUUGUUAUUGAAGUGAUGAAGUUCCUCUGAUGUCUAGCUUUAACCUGAACCCUGGCCCUCCACCAAGACCAAGAUGAUUAUCAAAAUUCCCAAGAGCUUCUUUCUAGUUUCAUGUGAAGAUAAUCCAGAUUGUAAGUGCUAGAAUCUCUCUCAGAAAAGGUGUCUUGGAAAACCCAAUUUCUAGAUUUAUGUAGCUCUGAUUCCUGGUCAAGAUGAAUCUGAAUUGUUCUGUAUUUGGGAGCUUGUGGCUUACCUUUUAUUUCUUCCUUCAGUCCUGCUACAGGGUGAACAGUUAUCACAGUGACUCCAGCUGUGAAGACAACCCAGUUUUCACACUGAUUCAGGCAACAUUUUGGCUCUAGUUAAUUAUUUCUGAUCUCUCCACGCUGCCACACAGUCUCUACCUACACUGUUCAUUUAGAGGAGAGGUCUCCACUUGUUCAGACAUGUUUAACAUUCCCUGCUUAUUUCUUGUUCUUGUGCUUUGGGGUCCUGUUCAAGGCGGGCCCAUGACAAACCCCCAUCCAAACAUGACGGACCAGGAACUAUUUUGGGGCGCCGACCAGUACGACUUCUCUGUGGUACUCCCUGCUUCAGGGUUGGAGUGCUUCUGGCACUUUGCUCACCGUGGAGAGAAAUUCUACUUGAACUUCAUGGUCCAGUGGGUGACGGGAGUUGGCCAUGACAGACACCUGUCUGUCAGUGUCAAUGCUCCCAGCAGUCUGGUUGUGGGGACUGUUGAUGAUGCGAAUGGUCAGAUUAACUUUGAGGCUGAGGAAACAGGUUUCUAUCAGAUGUGUUUCAGCAACUUCCACAACCACUUUGGCACCAUGCAGGUCUUCCUCAGCUUCGGCGUUUACUAUGAUAGCUUCCAAGAUCCGACCAAAAGCAAGGAGGAAGAGAAGAAGAAGAAAGAGGAAGUCAGCAAAGACCUGAACAACACACUGAGCAUCAUAGAGGAAGCGAGUCACAAAGUGGAGAACUACGUCUUCCACAUGUUUCGCUACUACAGCUUUGGCCGCAUGAGAAAGAGCGCCGACUACUACCUGCUGCAGUCCAACUCGCAGUACAUCACCUGGUGGUCGACGGCUCUCAGCCUCCUCAUCAUCACCUCUGGCUACCUGCAGCUCCUAUUCCUCAAAAGACUCUUCAUCACCAAGACCUGCACCGAGGACGAGAAGCCCCGCUGCUGACAGACUCAGUGUGGUCCAUAGUCUGGAUGUGUAUUUAAAUAUGUCUGCAUGUAUGAAGGAACUGCAGCCACGAAUGAAACCAAAAGGCUGCUGACUUUCUUCCUGGUACUGUAUUUGUGUACUACUAUAUACAAUAAUCCAAAACACCUGUUUUCAGUUUUCUUUUUCAAAAAGAACAGAAAUGUGUUUUCUUUAUCCAAAAUACAUUUUAUUUUCUUCAUUUCAUUAAAUUCACACCUUUUGAAUUUCAAGAUAUUCUUUGUGUUAUUUGAUAGUACAGCUGUAGAUA
Messenger RNA from Larimichthys crocea (large yellow croaker), 1552 nucleotides. Its product is annotated as transmembrane emp24 domain-containing protein 6. The coding region runs from base 517 to 1263 and encodes 248 amino acids. Lineage: Eukaryota; Metazoa; Chordata; Actinopteri; Sciaenidae. The record is from RefSeq and is a predicted model, not a curated record. The transcript has 4 exons.